GAGACCGUCACUAAUAUCAUCAGUAAUAAUUUGAUAUCAUCUGUAAUAAUUUGAUAGGCUCGCUGAUCCAAUUAGGCGAGCGACUUGAGGAGUUGCAUUAAUAACGCAAUUAGGAAAGGACUUCCGAGAGACUUCCGCUUCUUCCUCCUCCUUGGCCUCACCUGAGGUUUGACCGCGUGGAGUUUUCCUUGGUGUUGUCUGCAGCGUAUUCGAAGGAGCACCUCCCGGCGGCACCCGAAGGGCACUCUCGCGUCCCCCGCAGGAUGGACUACGCCUACCUCAACCAGGCGGCGGCGGCGGGCUUCGAGGCCUCGUCCUGCAGCCUCGGAGGCAGCUUGGGCGGCUCCAUGGACGGCGCCCACGCCCCUUACACGUACGGCGACCUCACCUCCUGCUCGCAGUGCCCUCGGGCGUACCGCUACACGGCUCGGGCGUCAGGGGCUACAACGCGGGCGUGCCACCGCGUGGGCGUGGGAUCCCAGCAGUGCGGCGUGAUGGGGCGGCCCCAGGACCACCGCGCCAUGUUCCCCGCGUCCGUCACGCCCGUCAACCUCCAAACCGGCCUAGGAUACAAGAUGUACGGCGGCCACGAGGGGGUCCUGUCCGAGAAGAGGAAGCAGAGGCGGAUAAGAACCACCUUCACGUCCGCGCAACUCAAGGAGCUCGAGAGGGCGUUUCAGGAGACACACUAUCCUGAUAUCUACACGCGGGAAGAAAUUGCUAUGAAGAUUGACCUGACGGAGGCGCGUGUGCAGGUGUGGUUUCAAAACAGACGAGCAAAGUUUCGCAAGCAGGAGCGACUCGCACAGCAGAAGGCACAGCAGCAGCAACAGCAACAGCAGCAGACACCUUCCAACAACAACAACAACAAUGAGAACAGCAAUGGCUCUACCAACACUGCCAACUCCGCCGCCAGCCCCAGCAGUGUUGCCAGCGCCACUAAGGUUGGUUCGGCGGGCUUGAGAAGGAUUUGGUCAUUCUUGAAUAAAAUGGGAAUAAUCAGAUAA
This is a messenger RNA of Penaeus vannamei (Pacific white shrimp), 1007 nucleotides long. NCBI's taxonomy places the organism in Eukaryota, Metazoa, Arthropoda, Malacostraca, Decapoda, Penaeidae. The record is from RefSeq and is a predicted model, not a curated record.